Molecule: messenger RNA, 1173 nt
Organism: Solanum dulcamara
Lineage: Eukaryota; Viridiplantae; Streptophyta; Magnoliopsida; Solanales; Solanaceae
Exons: 1
Coding region: 1-1173 (390 amino acids)
Source: RefSeq, a predicted model, not a curated record
AUGAAUAAGAGUUUUAUUUAUUUUGGUGGAGUCACUGAUCAGAUGAAGGAGACCAUACUGCAUCAGUUCCAGUUUAACUAUGGGGAGUUCCCUUUCAAGUAUCUUGGUAUUCCUUUAUCCACUAAAAAGUUAUCUCUUAUGCAAUGGACACCUCUAGUGAAUAAAAUUAUAGCUCGAAUUACCUCCUGGACUGCCAAGAAACUUUCGUAUGCAGGAAGAAUGCAAUUAGUUCAAUCAGUUCUCUUUGGAAUCCAAGCUUACUGGUCCCAAUUAUUCAUUAUACCUACAAAAGUCCUUAAACUCAUUGAGGCUUAUUGUAGGAGCUUCAUAUGGUCAAGUACCAACACCAUCACCAAGAGAGCACUGAUAGCAUGGGAGAAGAUGUGCUUACCUAAGUCUGCUGGAGGAAUGAGGCUCAUCAACAUACACCUAUGGAACCAAGUUGCUAUUGCUAAGACCUAUUGGGAUCUUGCUCAUAAAACUGAUAAACUAUGGAUUAGAUGGAUCCAUUCUUAUUAUAUAAAAUCCCAUAUUGUCUUUAAUGUUUCUAUACCUCAACAGGCUUCAUGGAUGAUUAGGAAGAUACUUGCAGCUAGAGUGAUACUAGAACAGAUACACACUCAAAGAGACUCACCAACUACUGCAAAUUUUUAUGUGCAUUUGCUGGGUAAUAGACCAACAGCCCCCUGGAAAAAUAUGAUGUUUAACAACAGUGCAAGACCAAAGGCUAUUGUUACAAUGUGGAUCAUGCUGCAGAAUAAACUCCCAACUAUAGACAGAUUAACCUCUUGGGGAAUGGAUGUCAACCAACAAUGCAAACUCUGUCAACAAGAGCUGGAAAAUAGAAAGCAUCUGUUUACUCAAUGUGAAUUUACUAGAGCUAUUUGGAAGAAACUGCUUAAUUUGAUUAAAUGGCCACUCUUUCACGCUGAUACAUGGGAUAUGCAUUUGGAAUGGACUCUGAAACAAUCUAAAGGCAAGUCUCAUAAUGCACAACUCUUCAAAUUAAUAUAUGUUGAGUGCUCUUAUGCAAUAUGGAUGGAAAGAAACCAGAGAACUUUUGAAGAAAAAAGAAAAAACUAUGAAGAGAUAACUAAGGAAAUAGCAUAUAUGUGCACUUUGAGAGAUCCUUUGGCGAUUAGUACUCAACUACAACAAUCUCUCCUCUUCUGA